This is a messenger RNA of Plasmodium reichenowi, 654 nucleotides long. RefSeq names its product 60S ribosomal protein L1, putative. NCBI's taxonomy places the organism in Eukaryota, Apicomplexa, Aconoidasida, Haemosporida, Plasmodiidae. Gene Ontology annotation, molecular function: RNA binding; structural constituent of ribosome. Gene Ontology annotation, cellular component: large ribosomal subunit. Bases 1 to 654 code for a protein of 217 amino acids. The transcript is spliced from 2 exons. Gene Ontology annotation, biological process: translation. The record is from RefSeq and is a predicted model, not a curated record.
AUGAGCAAGUUGAAUCAAGAUUUACUUAAAAAAGCCAUUUCCGACGUAUUUGAAGGAACCAAACAAAAAAAGAGAAAAUUUGUAGAAACAAUUGAACUCCAAAUAGGUUUAAAGGAUUAUGAUACUCAAAGAGAUAAACGUUUCUCAGGUACUGUAAGGUUAUCUAAUGAAGUUCGUAAGAAGUUAAAAGUAUGUAUUUUAGGAGAUGCUGUACAUGUAGAAGAAGCUCAAAAAUUAGAAUUAGAUUAUAUGGACAUUGAAGCUAUGAAAAAAUUAAAUAAAGAUAAAACUCUUGUUAAGAAACUAGCCAAAAAGUAUGAUGCAUUUUUAGCAAGUCAGGUUAUAUUACCUCAAAUUCCUAAAUUACUUGGUCCAGGUUUAAAUAAGGCAGGUAAAUUUCCUUCCUUAAUUACACACAAUGAUAAAAUAAAUGACAAAAUUCUUGAAUUAAAAUCAUCUAUUAAAUUUCAAUUAAAAAAAGUUUUAUGUAUGGGUGUUCCUGUUGGUCAUGCAAACUUAAAAGAAGAAGAAUUAAGAUCUAAUAUUGUACAUGCAAUUAACUUUUUAGUAUCACUCUUAAAAAAGAACUGGCAAAAUAUUAGAACUUUACAUAUUAAAAGUACCAUGGGAAAACCACAACGUAUAUAUGGUUAA